AUGGGUGCACGAGAUCUGGCACUCGGACUUGCCCGAUGGGUCAUCAAGAAUGGAGAAAACGAGAUUUCAGGAGAUUUGACAGCGGCAAUUGUUUAUAGAUUACGGGUUGUAGAGAAUUAUCACCACACCGACGUUGACGUCAUCUGCGAAGCGAUGCGAUUGCUCAUCAAACAGCUAGUCAAGCUGCCACCAGUGACUUUUGCUCCAGAAGUUUGGAUUCCCAUCCUCACAGCAAUCAUCGAAGGAGGCAUUGAACCCCUAUGGUCUGAUAUGAUGAUAACCAUUGAUUUGUCUCAUAUUGCCACGUCAUCAGCUCCAGAUGAGAAUCUAGACGACGUGGAUUCCGAAUUGCCGCCUAAUUCUGGCCUAAAAACUUGCGAACAAAUCACGACGAUUUCAAGAGAAGCCGUCCUGGAAAUCGGACUGCCUCGACGAGUUUUUUCGGCGAUUUGGGGCUGUGAUUUUGGGGAACUCAUGGAGAAAAUGAUGGGCGGUUCAUGGGAGGAUAUCAAGAUUUCGACGACAAAUGAGUCGGCGAAACAAGCGAGUUGGCUUUUGGAACGAAACAUUUUUGACACAUUUUCGGAGAUGAGCAAUUAUGAGCAAUUCGCCAAGGAGAUUUAUUAUGCGGCAUUGGCCAGACUUUUGAAACGCCUCCAAGAGGAUCAAAAGCCAUCAAAAGACGCCGAAGACGCCUCCCACUACGAUAUGUCAUUUCAAAUCUACGAGGAAGUCAUCAAAAAACUGUGGCCCUAUCUCACAAAAAAGGACUUAGACGCAACGAAAAAGAGCACUUUGACGAUAUUUGAGAAGCUUCUCUCCACUGCGCCAAACGAUAAUUUAGUUCAAAAAAUCGCUGAAAAAUUCAUCGAUACGUGUGGAUGGCUGAAAAUUUCAGCGGAGCAAAUUUGCGCUGAAAUGGAGCCCAGGCUGUGGAGAACGGUGAAAUCGCUGGUGGCAAGACUGCUGGAUUUGAAGAAAACGAUUCCUUAUGAAAUUGGUAUG
Messenger RNA from Caenorhabditis briggsae, 1005 nucleotides. The transcript is spliced from 3 exons. The annotation marks the transcript as partial. NCBI's taxonomy places the organism in Eukaryota, Metazoa, Nematoda, Chromadorea, Rhabditida, Rhabditidae. The record is from RefSeq and is a predicted model, not a curated record.